Molecule: messenger RNA, 1581 nt
Organism: Clupea harengus (Atlantic herring)
Lineage: Eukaryota; Metazoa; Chordata; Actinopteri; Clupeiformes; Clupeidae
Product: signaling lymphocytic activation molecule-like
Exons: 6
Coding region: 90-854 (254 amino acids)
Source: RefSeq, a predicted model, not a curated record
UGAGUUUUCGGCAUCGGCAGUAGAGAGAACAAUAGAACUAUGGAGGUCUGAAAGAGGCAUCAUCUGUAAUCUACUGUAUAUAUAUAAAUAUGUGGAUAUGCUGGAAGACCUAUUUGUUGGUGAUUUUCUGUGGGGAGUUCUGUUCUUCUGAAAACCAUAUCACACCAAAGAAACAGGAAGUUUCAGGACUCCAGGGAGAAUACAUUAUGUUUCCAGUGCCGGUCUCUCAAUAUGGUGGUAUGAGGACUGAAGGAGGAGAGACCCUUGCAACUGUCUUUGGAGGUCAGGUUAGAGUUGAAGAUAUGCCUAGGUUUAAGAGUCGCCUGCGCUGGGACAGUCAGACUGGACACUUCUCUCUUCAUAACUUGACAGUUGCUGACUCGGGCAGUUAUGUCAUAGAGAGCACUGAGGGCUUAGAAGGAAAGUAUACUUUUAGGCUAACUGUGUAUGAGCAAUUGUCCAGUCCUAAGGUGACACUGCAUGACAAGAGUUCAUGCACUUGGACAUGCUCCGUGGAGAAUGGCAGAAAUGUCUCUUUGUCCUGGUAUGCAGAAAACAUGCUCUUGAACCAGACUAGGAACCCUCACAUCAACACCAAUCUGAGCCUUCACCUUACAAGUGAAAACUCUGCCAGUUAUAACUGUGUAGCUGCCAACCCAAUAAUGAAUGUGACAUUCCAGCUAUCGUCUGACCACUUACAGGAGCGAUGUCUUGCAUCUUCUUCUGCAGAUCCAGAAAGACACAUACUCUAUAUUUCAGUUCUUUGUGUGGUCUGUAUUAUUGCAGUAGUUGGAGUUUUUCUUUGUCUAAGGAAAAUGACAAACCACAUUGAAGUCAGCACAAUCUACAAAUGAAGAACUACGAACGGAAGUUCAGUACUCUGAGGAUGAGGGACAGCACGUACCAGAACUGGCUGCCGAGGGACAAGAGUCAUUGUUAACCUCCAUCUACGCCAAAAUUCAACCACAUUCCCCAGAGGCCACGGGCACAGACAGCAAUGUGAUCUGAGGUCACCUAUAAAAUUACAUUUCACUGCUUUUUACUGUGCACUGAAGAUAUACUGUAGCUAGACAUGACAUCAAGAAGUGCUUGAGGUUAAUAAAUCAGCGCAAAUAUUUAUGUACCCCAAGAGAUGUCAAUCCAGUCAACAGUACAACACAAUAUUUUAGGAGGCAAGAUGUCAGUAAAAGAACAUUUAAAGCUUAUUUUGUACAAUGAGACUUAGUGGCUGUAAUAAGGAGAUUGGUUUCAGUUUGACUCAAUUAUAUUGUGAGAAGCAGAGAAGAGAGCAAACUUUCUCAUGUUUUAUCUGUGUCACUGAAUAUGUCAUCUCUAGAUUGGUAUUCUACAUUGAAAAUCAUUUCAGUAAAAUAUAUUUCACCAAUUUCACAUUUGUUUUAAAUUCAUCCAGUCUUACCCACCCCCCUCAUCUCAUUUUAACAGAACAAACAUUACCAAAGGUGUACAUUUCAGUCUGCUCAUCUGUUGUCCAAGCAACAGACAGAGAGUAGAGAUUGUAUUUCAUGAGAUGCAAACCAGGCACCAAACCGUGUAAUAAAUAAACAUUUACUCUCUCACUCA